UCAUUCCUCCCAACCCAAGUCCCACAACCCCCGCACCCACAAAAACAGGACAAAACACUGCCUUUGAAGUUUGAACCAAUAUAAAGAAGCAGACAUCCCUUGACCCUGCCUCUUAAAUUGAGAGAGAAAGAUAAGAGACUUUGGCUCCCUUUGCGUUUGUUUCACUUUAGCUGCUGGAGAUUUGUUUCUGUGUUGAGCAACUUUGCUUGCUCUGCAUAUGAAACAGGGCUUUCCCUGGUGAAAAGUUUAUAGCAAUGAAAUACAUUAGGACCAACAGCUUGAAACGGCUAUUCUCACUCAAAUGGAGAAGUUUAGAAGAAGCCACAAGCCUAAAUGGUUCAAAAGGGGAAGAAAACAAUGGAAGCUUCAAGAACGUUGAAGAAGCUGAGCUUUCUCCCAAACCCACCUGGAAAUGCUUUUCCUAUGAAGAAAUUUCUGAUGCCACCAAUGGUUUCAGCUCAGAAAAUUUGGUUGGAAAAGGAGGCUAUGCAGAGGUGUACAGAGGAAUUCUAAAAGAUGGUGAGGAAAUUGCAGUGAAGAGGCUCACAAAAGCUGUCACUGAUGAAAGGAAAGAGAAGGAGUUCUUGAAUGAGAUUGGGACCAUUGGCCAUGUGUGCCAUCCAAAUGUCUUGUCACUUGUGGGUUGUUGCAUUGACAAUGGGCUUUAUCUCAUCUUCCAUUUCUCCUCUAAAGGCUCUGUUGCUUCUCUUCUCCAUGAUGAGGAUUUACCACCCAUGGAUUGGAAAACAAGGUACAAGAUAUCUAUUGGGACAGCUAGAGGCCUCCAUUACUUGCACAAGGGCUGCCAGAGAAGGAUAAUUCACAGGGACAUCAAGUCCACAAAUAUUUUAUUGACUCCAGAUUUUGAGCCACAGAUAUCUGAUUUUGGACUAGCAAAAUGGCUUCCAUCUCAAUGGACUCAUCAUUCAAUUGCUCCAAUUGAAGGGACAUUUGGGCACUUAGCACCUGAGUACUAUUUGCAUGGAAUUGUGGAUGAAAAAACAGAUGUGUUUGCUUUUGGGGUUAUUUUAUUAGAGCUCAUUUCAGGCAGAAAACCAGUGGAUGGCUCUCACCAAAGCUUACAUAGCUGGGCAAAACCAAUAUUAAACCAAGGAGAAAUUGAAAAGCUAGUAGAUCCAAGGCUUAGAGGGGCCUAUGAUGUUACAGAGCUGAAAAGACUUGCCUUUGCAGGAUCUCUCUGCAUUAGAGCAUCUCCAACAUGGCGCCCUACCAUGACCGAGGUAUUGGAGGUCAUGGGAUCAGAAGGGGACAUAGAUAAAGAGAGAUGGAAGAUGCCAGAGGAGGAAAAAGAGCAAGAUGAGUUUUGGGGUUUUGAGGAUCUAGAAUAUGAGUGCAAUAACAGUUCCUUCUCAAUUUCUCCACAUGAUUCCAUUUCAACAGGAAGUUGUUGAUUAAAUUAGCAUCGACGUGUACAUAUAGAUUUACAGAUGUUUGGUAUAUAUAUAAAGCAAGCAUGGAGACAGAGAGAGCUGUUGUUAGCAAGGCCACUUCACGUGAUGAGAUUGUUAUAAAAUUUGUAGUGAUUUGACUCCACAGCGCUGGAACAUCACUUCCUCCCAACACUUUUUUUCAAAUAUCUUUCAUGCUUUUGCAAGAUUGAGAAAAUUGAGAUUGAAAAA
This is a messenger RNA of Prunus persica (peach), 1640 nucleotides long. Its product is annotated as probable receptor-like serine/threonine-protein kinase At5g57670. The record is from RefSeq and is a predicted model, not a curated record. The coding region runs from base 255 to 1412 and encodes 385 amino acids. Lineage: Eukaryota; Viridiplantae; Streptophyta; Magnoliopsida; Rosales; Rosaceae. Gene Ontology annotation, biological process: protein phosphorylation. Gene Ontology annotation, molecular function: protein kinase activity; ATP binding. The transcript is spliced from 7 exons.